Puntigrus tetrazona (Sumatra barb) is the source of this 1543-nucleotide messenger RNA. Its product is annotated as CUGBP Elav-like family member 5. Gene Ontology annotation, biological process: regulation of alternative mRNA splicing, via spliceosome; mRNA splice site recognition. NCBI's taxonomy places the organism in Eukaryota, Metazoa, Chordata, Actinopteri, Cypriniformes, Cyprinidae. Gene Ontology annotation, molecular function: mRNA binding. Gene Ontology annotation, cellular component: nucleus; ribonucleoprotein complex; cytoplasm. The record is from RefSeq and is a predicted model, not a curated record.
AUGCUCAGUGAGACCCCAACAUGGUGCACAGGCGCCGCAGGCUGGUGUUGUGUUGUUAUUGUGCAUCGCAUGCUGUAUGGCUCGCCACCCAACCCCUGUGUGCGGGUCGCCGUGGACAACUCCAUACAGGAGAGUCUUCUCAUCACCCGCUGCCACAGCGUAUGUCGCCACCGUGGCAACCACACAGCUCACCUGCUGUACCCGCCUCUCUAUGACACGGCCUAUUCAGGUGUGAAGCUAGCUGACAGCGAGAGUCGGGGAGAGGACAGGAAGCUGUUUGUGGGCAUGUUGAAUAAGCAGCAGACAGAAGAGGACGUGUACCGUCUGUUUGAGCCCUACGGAGUGAUUGAAGAGUGCACCGUAUUACGAGGCCCUGAUGGAAACAGUAAAGGUUGUGCCUUUGUAAAGUUUUCGACACACACCGAGGCUCAGUCUGCCAUCAGCGGGCUGCAGAGUCAGACCAUGCCUGGGGCUUCGUCGAGUUUGGUGGUAAAGUUCGCUGACACUGAUAAAGAGAGGACCAUCCGCCGCAUGCAACAGAUGGUCGGCCAGUUUGGCAUCUUCAACCCCACCGUGGCCCUGCCGUUCAGCACCUACAGCAGCACCUACAGUACUUACAUCGCGCGAAUGAAAAAUAAAAAGCUGAUGCAGCAGCAGGCAGCGAUCAUGGCGGCUUCUCACGGGGGUUAUUUAGCUCCCAGCGUGGCGUUUCCAGCGACACAGAUCCACCAGGUGGGGGCGCUCAACAUGAACGGCCUGCCGCCCACCCCGAUGACCCCCGUGUCAGGCUUGAGCUCUCCGCCGGCUAAUCUGGCCUCCUCCGCCGUGCCGAGCAUCGUGACUCCCAUUGUCAACGGAUUCAGCGGAAUUCCUCACCAAGCCAACGGUCAUCCGGUAGAGGCGGUGUACACCAACGGCCUGCCGCCGUACUCCACCCAGAGCCCCACCGCAGCCGACACGCUCCAGCAGGCCUUCACGGGCGUCCAGCAAUACACAGCCAUAUAUCCUGCCACAACACUGACCCCUAUAGGUCAGACACUGCCACAGCCUGCUCAAAUCAUCCAGCAACAGCAGCAGCAGCAGCGGGAAGGUCCCGAGGGCUGCAACUUGUUCAUCUAUCACCUGCCGCAGGAGUUUGGUGAUAACGAGCUAAUGCAGAUGUUUCUUCCGUUUGGAUCUGUCAUCUCGUCAAAGGUGUUCAUGGACCGAGCCACCAAUCAGAGCAAAUGUUUCGGCUUUGUGAGCUUCGAUAACCCCGCCAGCGCUCAGGCUGCCAUCCAGGCCAUGAACGGCUUCCAGAUCGGCAUGAAACGCUUGAAAGUGCAGCUGAAACGGCCGAAGGAUGCCAGCCGUCCGUACUGACCACAGCCAGGGAUGCAUACGUGCACUCUCAGCCAUUAGGAGAGGUUUUGAACAGUUGUAGUCUUGACGUUUUGACGGAUGGAAACUUUUCUUGAAAAACUAACACACGGGACAAAAAAAAAAGACUAAACAAAAAAAAAAAAGACACACACGCACGCACGCACACACACACACACACACA